Molecule: messenger RNA, 1110 nt
Organism: Drosophila persimilis
Lineage: Eukaryota; Metazoa; Arthropoda; Insecta; Diptera; Drosophilidae
Product: proteasome subunit beta type-7
Exons: 3
Coding region: 99-1013 (304 amino acids)
Cellular component (GO): proteasome core complex
Source: RefSeq, a predicted model, not a curated record
GUGUCGGGGAAUCUGUUGGGGUUCUCGGCCCUUAAGGUUCAGCUCGACACAUUGGAAUAUUAUUAAAAAUAUCAAAUAAAAGGUUCUACAAACUCAAAAUGUUAAAAGCAUCACACAUGCUGCCGGCGCCCAGCCAAUCGUUGUUCCAAAGAAGUUCAACCGAAUUCAGCUUUGUCAAUCGCGAAAGGGACAACCAACUUGCAGGGCGCAAGGGAUUUAUUCCUACGCCGCCAACGACCACCGGCUCCACUGCCGUGGGCAUAAAGUACCGUGACGGUGUCAUUAUUGCCACCGACAGACAGGGGACAGCCGACUGCAUAGUAACCACAAACUGUAUGAAGAAAAUAUAUUGCUUGCAGGAUAACAUUUAUGCCGGUGGGUCCGGGAUCUACGGCGAUCUGCACCACGUCGCACGCCUCACUCGCGCCCAAAUGGAUCUUCACCGACUGCAAAUGAGUUGCAAGGUGCCUGUCGUCUGCGCUAACCAGUUUGUCAAGCAUCUAUUGUAUGACUAUCAGGGCAACAUCCGAAUCAACCUGAUCAUCGGUGGGGUUGACAAUGAGGGGCCUAGUCUCUAUUCCACCCACUUCGACGGCACCACGGAGAAGGUUCCGUUCGCAUCGAACGGAUCGGGAGACUUCGCCGCCAUGACGGUGCUGGAAAAACGAUGGAGAGAAAGUCUCGACGAAAAAGGGGCAGAGUCUCUGGCAAUCGAUGCCGUGAGAUCAGGCAUAAAAAACGAUCUGUAUUCAUGCUCCCCCAUCCAUAUCUGCGUCAUCCGCACCGAUUACUCGGUAUCACUGUACGACAAGAUCUUCGCUGGGAGUCCUGUUCCCAGAUCACCAGUAUGGAGAGUGAAGCCCCAACCACCCAAAGUUCUUUUCGCUGCUGAUCAUGCAUUGGAACCUAUUGCCAACAGGCUAUCUAAAUCUCCACCAGAAUCCGAUCAGGUUGUGCCAAAAGGGCACACCGACCGCCCUCGCAUUAGCACGCCACAAAAGCAAAAAAACUAAUAACACCACGGAAAUCGAUGGUUAAACAUUUGCUAUAACAAGUUUUAGUUGUUUUUAAUCUCAUUCUUUGUUCAUUAUUAUAACCCAACUAAACUCA